AUGCGACCUAACAAUCUCCUCCUCAUACUAUGUGGAUUUUGUUUGUCCGUGGUCGGAUUUUACAUGAUCCGAACUUUUCUUUCUCCGGCUAUUUACUCAACGACUAAUAAAAAUAGAAUAGCAAUGAAAGUUCGGGAUGAAGAUGAAAGGAGGCUCACAGUCGCACUUUCGCGAAUCGGGCAUUGGAAGUUACUGGAUCGCCUCCCCCUUUCGACGCGUAUAUUCUCCAGAAAUGAUAACAAGGGGAAACGCGCGUUCGACAUUUUGACACUUGUCUUGACCGCAGACCGCGGACGUCAUCGGAUCGAUGCGUUUGAGCCCCAGUACCUAACUCAAACUGUGGUAUCACUUGUUGACGAGAUCCAGACGGCUCCGGCCUCUGAUUAUCCACACUUUGGGUCCUGGAGAACUGCCGUCUGUGCUGGUUUACUUGAAAAUGAAACCGGUUCCACUUACUUUAAUGGAGAGCUUUUGAGGAUGCGAAGUGUGUUGGGCAAUCAAUUUGUUUGGCUCCACCAUGCAAACAGAGCAUUUGAACGAUGCCAGCCCCUUUUAAGCCUGCGUGCCUGCUUAUCCCUCAGCCUCAAGAACAUCGCCUCCAGACCCGAUUAUGUGAUGCUUCUUGAAGACGACUUUCUUGUUUCAAAACAGUUUCUUCGCAUUUGCCACGAGUUUCUUCAGCGUCAGGCAACUACCUUUCCCCGUCCAGCGCUACAGCUCUAUCUGGAUACUCACGUUCAGCCCUACGACAGUCAGAUUAACGCCUUAAUAGUCCUCCUAAAUGCUAUUUCUGGCUUACCUCUUUUAAUUUCCUGUCUCUUCACCUAUGCGCCAACCUGUAGGCGACAGACUAUUCGAUUUUAUUUAUUUCUAGUCCUCUGCGUUCCCGUCAUUUGCUUGCUUUUAACUCUCCUAGCCCGUGGUCCAACGUUUUUUUGGGGUGGAAACAUAAUCAAUUCUCCUGACCCCAUUGCCACAGCAACAGGCUCCGCCAUCCUUCUUCCUGUUAAAGUUACCUUUAAUUUACUUGACCUGAGCUUUACGUCUACGUCCUGUGACGAAUUUUCUUCAAAGAGUUCUUUUUUAUUUGACGCCCUUAACAAGUCGGGCACGCAUAUAUUUUCAGCUCGAAUCCCAGCUGUCCAUCACAUUGGCAUGUAUUCCCACAAUAAGCAUGAACUGCUUAAUCCUCUUCUUUUCCCUCACUGA
Messenger RNA from Dibothriocephalus latus, 1209 nucleotides. Lineage: Eukaryota; Metazoa; Platyhelminthes; Cestoda; Diphyllobothriidea; Diphyllobothriidae. The record is from the annotation of a GenBank genome assembly.